UGCCGUGCAGGGGGAUCAUGUCCCUGUCCAGUCCCUUAUCCCAUGGGUUGUUGAAAGAUCUUGGCAAACUUGCAGAGUUGAAAGGACGGCGCCUGAUUCUUGACUGUCACCUCGAGACGAAAAAACACAUUCCCUUAUCCCAUGGGUUGUUGAAAGAUCUUGGCAAACUUGCAGAGUUGAAAGGACGGCGCCUGAUUCUUGACUGUCACCUCGAGACGAAAAAACACAUGUAUGUGAAGGCGGGAAACUCCGUUGCGAAGGAGCGGUGGGACGCCAUCGAGAGCGCGUGGGGGUUGAAGCAGGACGGUAUCUUCGACGGAGGAGAGUGGAUCGCGCAGAUUGAUGGUGAAAUCCAGGGCAUUACCAGCAGCACCCGCUUAUCCUUGUCAUCCCAACAAGAUGCCAGCAGCGCACGAUGUGCUGCUGCACCUUCUCAGCACCCACCUGCUGCUGCAGCGGGUACCGCGAGGAGGAAGGUGGAUCGAGGGAAGCAAGCCAGGGAGAGAGCUGCGAAAGGCACUUUAGGCGGCAACAUCUGCAACGCUUUGAAUUCAACAGCGCCACAACUAAGAGCGACUGACACGUCACAUGGCUCGUUGAAUUCCCUACACGGCAAUUUCGCCCUUUCCCAUCGCACCGAGCAGAUUGAGCGGACUCGUGGUGGAGUGAAAAAGUUCGUACCCGGUAUCAGCUUCCCGCCUCCGGCCCCGGAGUCCCGCCGAUCCUGCCCUCACUGUCCCAUGACCUUCGUGAACGAGCAAGGCCUUGGGAUCCACGUGAGAACGCAGCACAGCAGUGCAAACCUGUCCAACGGUGUGCGGCUGCGGCGGAUGCUACGGAAGAAUCUCGAAGGGAGUGUCCUGCCGUGGGAAGAAGCCGGGCCUGGGCGUUGUUGGCACGUGAAGGUCGAUGAUGCGACGGGGGCGGCUUCGUUGGUCAUCCAGCGGAAGCGCUUUCUCGAUCUAGACUUGGAAAGCGACGGCUUUAUGGACCGCGAAACCAAGGAACCGCGUGGAGCUCCCAAGCACAGGCGAUACGACGAUAGGUUCAAAGCCAAUGCUGUCAACCAGCUGCGCAUCCUCGAGGGCAACGCCGUGGACCUCUGGAAGGAGGAGGAGCGCACGCCUCCUCAGUACUUAGAGGAUCGUCUCAAGGUUCACUACAGCAACAUCGUGAGUUGGGCCAAGGACGAGAAGGCCACAGUCGCGGAGGCAGCAGACGACGUAAAGAAGAGCCUCCUCGCCAAGCAGCAGCCUAAGCGGUGGUUUCCUGAGGCAGAAAAGAGGCUUUACAAGAUGUUCGUGGAGCGGCGUAAGAGGAAGUCGAAGGUAUCGACCCUGUGGCUGACGAUCACGUUCCGGAGGCUCGUGCGAGAGAUGUAUCCCGGGGACCAAAGGGCGGCGGCGUUCCGCGCAUACUUCAGGUGGGCACGAAAAAGGGCCAAGAGGCACAACCUGUCCAAAAGACGUCGGACCAACCUCAAGAACAAGUCUGUUGAGGAGCGCCUACCAACGAUCCAGCGCUUCCACCGACGAUUUCGCAAGCUCCUGCAAGAGCCGGUACGGUACAGGGCGCCCGAUGAGUCGGACGUAUCGGCGAUUACGACGGUCGCAGAGAGGGAGUCCAGAGUUCCCAAGUUUGGUCAAUUCCAGCUCUGGGAGCGUUGGAAUGUGGAUCAAGUGCCUUUGGCAUUCGUAAACGGGCUGCUAGAUACGUGGGAGGAGCGAGGUGCGAAGCGUGUCGCCAUCUCACAGCCCUUUCCUGGCCUAGAGACAAGGCAGUGCACCAUGCAAGUCAUCUUUGGUCCGGGCCGCGUACCACAAGACGUGGACGUGUUUUUCCAGGAGAACGCUUGGGCCGACCAAAAGUCCUGUAUGGAGUGGGCUAAGAGGUCCUACCGCGAGGGCCUGAUGCGCGGGCGGGGUGAGCUUCCCAAGGCGAUGUCCAUUCUUAUCAUGGACAAAUUUUUCGCGCAGACGACGGACGAGUUCAAGGAAGCCGGACGAUUUAUCAAAGUGGAAGCUGGGAGGCAGAUGGACAUGUGGCUCGAGCAGUCGGACAAUCUCGGGAGGUGGGAAACCGCGGCGCUGACAGCUUCUAAUCGGCGGGUACUGAUCACUCAGUGGAUUGGAGCGGCCAUGGCAAGACUCAACAGCCAACAUGCGUUCCGAUUCCACCUUAUCGAAAGGUGCGGGAUGGCCAUGACUGUGGACGGCUCAGGCAAUGAUCGGAUCACCUUGGAGGGUUUGGACAAGCCGUACACCUUCGCAAACGAUGAAGACUGUAGCGAGGACGAAGAAGGUUUGGAGAUCGGCAGCGAUGAGCCUGAGGGGCGGGGGAAGGAGGGCGAUGGACGUGAGGCGGUCGUGGAGGGCGCUGAUUCCAGCGAUGAUGAAGACGACGGCGGCACGUCUCAAACCCAGACCGAUGAGCUAGCUCUUCUCGACGACGACGACAGCAUGGACCCACAAGACCCGGAGGACGAGACGCAACGAAUGGAGGUCCCGACAGGCUUUCGCAUUCAAGAAGUUACACCCGUUGCUCUUGACAGAUUACUUUUGCGACGUGGAGUGCUCGUUUUUAGGCUGGGGAUGGGGUGGUUUGGAGGGUUGAUCAUUCAGCAAUCUCAGCCAGACACUCGCCACCUGUACGACUACUGUGUGCAGCUGGAGCUAGACCAGAGUACGCGCAAGAUGAAGCUGCCCUUAGCCAAGUACACCGGAGAUCUGGAUGCGGCGGUAGGCUCCUGGGUUUUGCUUGAGAGCGUUAGUAGAUCGGAGAGGGUACGCAGGAUCAACGUCACCCUUGUGGACCAAGAUGGUUGACAGUUGCUGCUGCAUGCCUUGGUGUGUUCUUGUACCAAACAACAGCAUUGUUCCUCAUGCUAAACACGAUAGACUAAACACUCCGCCGAGUGCAGUUGACAGCCGCCAACAAAGUACGUCGUCAUACAACGUACGCCAACAGGGCCAAUUGGUGUUGAAAUACGAUCAAGAACAUUUCGCUGGAGAAAAAUGGGACGGCGAAAUAAGAACAUGGCCNGAUAGACUAAACACUCCGCCGAGUGCAGUUGACAGCCGCCAACAAAGUACGUCGUCAUACAACGUACGCCAACAGGGCCAAUUGGUGUUGAAAUACGAUCAAGAACAUUUCGCUGGAGAAAAAUGGGACGGCGAAAUAAGAACAUGGCCAAUAAGAACACGUGCUCGGGUUGGGGCAGCCAAUAAGAACUGAGCCUCGCUCAAAAUAGGGGGUUCUUGAGUGCGGGCCUCAACUGUAGUCGUAAAUGAGUGCGAAAUCAACGUGGGGUUUGAGCGGUGUCGGCCGAACAAGAAACAUGUAGUACCGUCACGGUUAAUCAUUUGUUGAUAGAUACCCCGAGAAUGCUUUCGCCUGCCGGGAGCGAGAGCCAGGUGUGCUCUGAACAAGCGCCAUCUUCUUCCUGUUUUCCCCAUGACUAACAUUUUGAAGGCUUCAAUUCUACCUCAGGAAGAGGUCAGAGCAGUGUCCUUUCUUGGAGCAACAAACAACCGUCUGAUUCUUCGUGCCAGGUGGUGGCCACAGAGUUGCUUCGAUGGUGAACAUGUUGGCUGGAGAGAUUGCACAGAAUCAGGAUGUGAACCGGGCAAUAGCAAUCGGACACUACAAGGACGGACCGGCCGCUGUUGAUUUGGCUCUCGCAAUUGCCGAGUAUUGUCUGGCGGCUCCCCCGCCAAUCGUUUCCCGUUUGUUCUGGGUAGCUUGGAGCGUACGUCGACCGAAAGGUGGCCAUACAUGAAUCAAUUGCUUGUUUUGCGAGUGGGGCGUCUCGUGUCCUCUU
Ectocarpus sp. CCAP 1310/34 is the source of this 3820-nucleotide messenger RNA. NCBI's taxonomy places the organism in Eukaryota, Phaeophyceae, Ectocarpales, Ectocarpaceae. The record is from the annotation of a GenBank genome assembly.